UAUUAGUUUUGGCUACCACUUUCUUCAUUUACAAAGUUUCGAGGCUUAAUAUUGUUGCUUAAUAUAGUUUUUCUCUUACAAGCUCAACUGUUGCACGUGAACAAUCUACUUAAGGUCUGCGUGUCAACUAACGCGCCAAUCAUGUUUUUGAUAUGACACUUAACUUUUAGGAGCAUUGUUGUUUUUGUAAACCCUUUUUGACCCUUUCUCUUUUUUAAUUUGUGCUGUUCCUUAUUAAUUGCUUUAUGUUUCAAACUUCAUGCUGCUUGUAAAAGAGCGUGUACUGUUGAAUCUCUUAAAAGCAAGACCGAUAUUUUAAUUUCUCCUGGACCUAAUUUUAAAAAUGAAAUUCGAGAAAUUUUUACAACUUUUUUUUUGAUAACACUCAACUUUCCGUUUGUGGGACAAAGAUAGUAGCUGCGUCUAGUGCUUGCUGGCAAAGUCUUGUAGGAUUUCCUCCACGGGUUGAUGACUAGUUUUUUAUAACACCCUCCUUUCCGUUUGUGAGCUAGCUGUGUCUAGUGCUUGCGGGGAAAGUCUUGUGGGAUUUCCCAGACGGGUGUGGAAAAAAUUAAAAUAGAUAAAGUUUUUAUAAAAGUUAUAAAUAAUAUGGAAACUCGUUGGGGAAUUUGUUUGCAAUCAGAAGACGAUCACUGAUGGAAUGCCAGGAUUUUAAAUUUAAUAAGUUAGUUAUAAAAAAAGUUAUAAAAAAAGAAAUACUUUUUAUACGUUUGACAUAUGAAAGAAUUAAAAUUCAAAAUUCAGAUGAUUUGUUACAAUUUAAAAGCUCUCUUCUAACAAGACCCACCCUAAAAGUCAUUUCUGACAGCUAAUCUCUUGAACGUUUGAUCGAGUAUUUGCAAUACUGCAGUAUAUUUGAUGCAAAACAAACAAACAAAUGAACAUAUAUCAAGCUUUAAAUUGCGAACUUCCUUGUACCAGUUAAUCUUAUCUGAUAAUCGGAAAAACUCAUUAUAAGCUCUUCCUUAUGUGUUUUACUUCUAAACGCCAUAGCUAUCUAAUUUUUUUCCUUCGCCGGAUCGGUUAGGAAAUAGUAAUAAUUAGGCAUAGUUAUACAUGCAUGUUUUUUAUGCGAAUAAACCAUGCAGAACAGGCUCUAUUUUUUAAAAAUCAGAACAGCGUAAGAACAUUCCUAGAUUUAAAUAAAGAAUGGCCCAUAGAAUCAAAUCCCAUUUGUAUAGUUCUGACAAACAUAAUAAGAAUACUCUUGCUUUAAAAUGGAAAAAUGAUAAAUCUUUUGUGUAAAAGAAAAGGGUCGAUUACUUUUUCACAAAUAAAAAAGCCGGUAGCCUUGUGGUAAAGCGUUCGAUUCCAGUGUGGGAGGUCUUUGGUUGAAACACCGGCCGAGUAAUGCUAGAUAAAAUUUUGAAUCUAUCCUUUCUGCUUAGCGUUCAGCUUAGGAAUAGGAAUGAUAUCUUAAGCGGUUGUCUAGUUGAGCGAUUGCUGCGCUUCCACGACUUCCGUAGCUCAAAUGGGAGCUUUAAAUGCACUAGAACCCCUUUCAUAGGACUCUCGUUGGCAGUUCUAACAGGGUAUAAAGAGGCUAGGUAAGCCAUUUCAAUAAAAAUAAUGAUAAUAACUCGCGACGAAAUGAGGUAGAUAAGAUUAACACCUUUUCUUACUGCUAUUAUUGUUUUAUCACGAAGCAACACAUUUUUAAAUAAAACUUUGUGAUUGAUAUACAACACGUGAUUAAUUCUGACCGUAUUGACUGCGUGCCUUCCCUAGCAAGUUACUAAGAAAGGAUGAAAGAAGAUUAAAAAUUAUGCAAGAACUGAGUUUCAGUGAAUUUUUUAAAAUAAAAAUGAGUCUAUUUUCUGUUAUUACAUAUUACUGAUGUAUGUCUACCACGUGUUCAAACUAAAAACAAAUUAACAUUAAUAACAUUACUAAUAACAAAUUAACAUUAAUUAGAAAUCCACAUAGUCUAAAAUGACGUAGUGAAGCAAAAAUGUUAAGCUGUUUCUCUUCAACGGUAUCUAUAACUGUAGGGAAAUACCCCUCCUUCGAUACUUCGAUAUAUUUAUUUCCCCACUGUCUUAUCCACAACUUACUUCGCACACAACUAAUGUAUUUCAACUUUACAAAAUUGUUUCACCUUUUUUCCGCAGAACUAAUAAGAAAAGGAGGACUUGAAUAAGAAAAUGUGUGUUGAACACCUAAAGGAUUGUAUAAUUACUCCUCUAUUUCAAUUUGUAUCUGACCCUGGCCCUGAGCUUAGAGAAAUUAAAUGCAUGUCCCUGCCCUUGACCCAAACGUGGAGAUAAUAUGAUCUUGUAAAAGUUCUAGGUAUAUUACUUGCAAGUCUUAUAAACUAUUUUGGAGAUUCAAAAGAGAGAAGCAAUUAAAACGAAAAUUGGGAAAAACAACAUGACAAUCGAAUAUAACUUUUGAUUCAUUAUAAAACCUGUCAGUUGAGGGCUCACUUAAUAAAAUUACUAUAUUUGACGCUUCGGGUUUUUUAGCCGAGUAUUUAAAAAUAUAAAACUUUCCUUGUGUACAUUAUUUCUUAAAGGAAAAAAAGCGUGCACAGAUAACAUUAAAAUUAAAAUUUUAAGGUUUAAGCCUACACAAUGUUGGUCUAAGGAAAGUUAGUACGUGACCGCUUCGAAACUGCGAAAUGGUAAUGAAAGUUUUGUGGAACGUGGGAAGGGACUUUAAUUUGUUUUUGGACAGGAAAUUUAAUAAUCUUGCCCACUCUUAAAUCGAGGACAUUAAUUUUGAUGACAUUUAAAACGUAAAAGGAGAAUUUGCAAAACAUUGUCGGCUCUGAGAUCGUUUGAUUUUUACUUUUGAUCACUUGUGAUCGCGUCUGGUAUCAUAUUGUUUAAAAAGAAAUUAUGACAUCAAUUCAUUUUCUGCUUAAUACUGACAUUUUAGCAGAGUCAAAUUGACUCGAUAGGAAGAGUGGUUUUGCGAUGUCUACUUUAACACCAGGCACUGGGAAUGCCGCCGAAGAGAGAGUAUUUUUACCCGGAAAAAGAGUACUUGUUCCAAAGAAGUAGUUACACUAAUAAAAAUCCCUAUAGGCCUGAAAAAGAUUUAGUGUGGAUCUAAGAAAAAAUAAUUUUAAUCUCGAAAUUUUCGAGAAUAAAUUAUUACAAUUAGUGGUAAAUCUCUUUAGGCUAAGAAAAUGCCUGUCUAUUAAUAAUGACAGCUGGGAAUUGUAAAUUACGUGCAGGAAAUAUUUCAAUAUCCUGAAGACGUUUAUUAAAGCAUUUAGGCAAACAAAAUAUCCCUAGGAUGCUAUUAUACCCCUUCCUAGCUUGUAGUAUGUCGCUCGGCUGCGAAAUGCAAGCACAAAUUUGAUCAGAGUUAAAUUAGAAUAUGUGUUUCUAAUCAGAAGAAAAUUGCGAUAAAAACUUUAAACGUCUCAAAUUGUUCUGUAUGCAGCUAGCAUUGAGCAGCAUUCAGGGAUGUUAUGUGUUCUUCUAAACGUUUGCCGUUUAAGCGGUAAUUCUAGAAAAUAUCAUGUUUUCAAGACUUAACUAGUUAAUUGAUGUUAUUUUCAACAAUGUUCCAUAAAUAAACUUUAAUUCAUUUAUUAUUUAACACUUCUUAAUUAGUUUAUUCCUUGUUACAUAAUACUUACAAUUUUCAUUAAGUCUUGAUUAUAAUCUGACAGUCCCAAUUAGUACAGCCAUGUUUAUGCUUUCCAAUUAAAGUAAUUUAUUACUGUAGCACCUACGUAAUGGGGAUAUAAGUUGUGGAGAAACUGUUUCAGUGGUUACUUUCACAAUAAAAGAAGAAAGAACACAAGAAGGUAUAGCAGAGUUCAACUGUAUAUCAUCAGGAUUGGAGUGAUAGAACAUAAACCAGAACUUGGAAUUUUCAACACCAUGAAGAGCACGUUUUUCAUAUACCUUGCUGCUGUUCUAAAGUUAUGUACGUGCCAGCGAGGGAUAUUUCUUGAGGGAGAUGAGAAAGGAAUUGAUGGUUUACCAAGUCUAACUGAUCCUAAAGAUUCUCAUGGAGAGGUUGUCACAACUAGCAUGCAUAAGUUGUCAUUGAAUAAGUUUAAAAUGUCAUACUUUCCAGAUUUGUCAGAUAUCAAAGUCGAAACGCCAGUUAUUAGGGUAUCAAUCCACGGAGCAAUAACAAUCAACGAUGACAGCACGACUAUAAAAGCUUGUCCUGGUGUACUUUUAAGGACGAGAGGUAAUAUCAUAGCACCAUUUUGGGUGGCAAAUACCCAUGGUACAGUUACAUACAGAGAAGAUAUAAAUGACAAGGACAAGCAGACACUAAGUGAAGACAUUUCUAUGGCAUUCCACGUUGAAAACACAGUUAAAGCUUCAGACAUAAUGUAUGGUCUAAUAAUUACAUGGAAUGAUAUGUUUAAUAUAAAUAACGACAAAAGACCUCAGACUAGCAAGAACUCCUUUCAAAUAGCGCUGACAACAUUGGCAAGUGGGAUUACAUACGUGACCUUUGUGUAUAGAAAGAUUUCGUAUCAUAAUAUCCAUGAUAUGGGUCCAAACACUCAAAAGUGUACAGAAUCAGCGCAGUAUGGUGUUGGAAACAGAAACCCCUUCAGACGAUUUCCACUCUCAUUCUUUUUUCCCUACAGACCAGAUUGGGUAGCAUAUUUUACUAACCAGAACAGCUUUACUCGAUUGGGUAGAUACACGUUUAAGCUUACAAUUCCAGGACAUCAACAGCCAUUCCCUCCCACCAUCAACUGCAGAGAUAAACCUGUUGAUCCAUUUUGCGAAAAGGCGACAUGGUUUGGAAUUGAAGCGCAAAUACAUUUAGAAUUCUGCAAAUUUCGAGCAGCUGGCAUAUACCCAUAUCCAUUAUCUUGCAACCGAUUCGUCUACUGUGGGGUGGAUCACAGUCGCGCUGAUGUAAACACUUGCAUGAAGGGAUUAAAUUUUAAUCCAAUUUUGCAUGGAUGUGAUUACAAGGAAAACGUCGAAUGUAAUUUACCCACAAAUGUUACAUUUAUACUUAACCGAUCAGAACUUAAUUUAACAAAACCACCACCGCAGAAGCAUUACCAUAACAACACAUGUGAACUCCUUGGUUGGGGUGAUAUUGCUGACCCAGGAACCUGUGACCAUUUUCUCUCGUGUACAAAUUCAAGAACAAUAAGAAGAAGAUGCCCCUCCGAUGUUUGGGGUAAAACGUUAUACUUUCAAGUCACUGGUACACGAAAAGGAUAUUGUGAUUACAGGCGGAACGUGAAAUGCGUCAAAGGCGUCAGACCGACAACUCCUGUGCCGACAACAACAACGACAACAACAACGACAACAACAACGAAAAAUGUACCUGUUACAUAUUUGCCAAUUACUACAACAUAUAAGCAUCCCUACAUUUAAAAGAGAGUUUCCUCAUGGAGUUUAAAUUAUUUAUAGACAGUUUUCAUUCAAAACGCAUGUGAGCUGGCAUCCAACGUUUCAUCUAGGCUUUAACCAUUUUACGUGAAUCAGUGUCAUAUUGUCGACUGUAUUUUUGGGAAAUAAUAAUAAUUUACUGUCAA
This is a messenger RNA of Hydractinia symbiolongicarpus, 5503 nucleotides long. RefSeq lists its product as uncharacterized. Gene Ontology annotation, cellular component: extracellular region. The record is from RefSeq and is a predicted model, not a curated record. Gene Ontology annotation, biological process: cell-matrix adhesion. NCBI's taxonomy places the organism in Eukaryota, Metazoa, Cnidaria, Hydrozoa, Anthoathecata, Hydractiniidae. Bases 3861 to 5342 code for a protein of 493 amino acids. The transcript has 6 exons. Gene Ontology annotation, molecular function: chitin binding.